This is a messenger RNA of Phalacrocorax carbo (great cormorant), 910 nucleotides long. NCBI's taxonomy places the organism in Eukaryota, Metazoa, Chordata, Aves, Suliformes, Phalacrocoracidae. The record is from RefSeq and is a predicted model, not a curated record.
GGUCGGGGAUGCCCGGAUGCCUUGUCUGUGGGGAACUGGGGGGGGUGGGGGAGGGGGGUGGUCCUGUGCUCAGCGGGGUCGGGGGUCUCUGACCCCUCUCCCCUCCCCCCCCAGGGAGGACGUGCUGCGCCCCUUGGAGGAGGAGGAGGAGGGGCCGGGGACCCCCACGCCCCCCCCGCAGCCGCCCCCCCUACGCCGCAAGUCCUCGGCCAACUACCGGGCGUACGCCGUGGAGCCCCACGCCAAGCGGAAACCCAAGAUCUCGGCGUCCCGAAAGCUCCAGCUGAAGACGCUGCUGCUGCAGAGGGCGAAGCGGGAGCUGGAGCGGGAGGAGCAGGAGCGGGCGGGGGAGAAGCAGCGGCACCUGGGGGAGCUGUGCCCCCCCCUCGCGCUCGAGGGGCUCGACCUCCCCCAGCUCCAGGAGCUGUGCCGGGAGCUGCACGCCCGCGUGGGGCGCGUGGACGAGGAGCGCUAUGACAUGGGCACCCGCGUCAGCAAGAACGUGGCCGAGGCGGAGGAGCUGCGGCGGCGCGUGGCCGGCGGCCGGUUCGUGCGGCCGGCCCUGCGGCGCGUGCGGCUCUCGGCCGACGCCAUGAUGGCGGCGCUGCUGGGCUCCAAGCACCGGGUGGGCACCGACCUGCGGGCGGGGCUGCGGCAAGUGCGCAAGGACGACGCCGAGAAGGAGAGCCGGGAGGUCGGGGACUGGCGGAAGAACGUGGACGCGCUGAGCGGGAUGGAGGGGCGCAAAGAAGAAGUUCGAAGCCCCAGGGGGGGGCCCCGGCCUGAGGGCGGAGCCAGCCCGGGACCCCCCGAGGGACCCCCGGCACCAUCAUCACCGUCACCAUCAUCAUCGUCACCAUCACGGCUUCCAGCACCCUGAUUCCACCACCCACCCCACCCCCCACCCCAC